GAUAGCAGCAGAGACAGGAACCAAAAAGAUGAAGAUGUGUUUGGGAGACACCACUCCUGAGCUUAGUGGGUUUCUAAGAAAAUAGAAUUGAAAGAAGAACUUGAAUCAGAAAUAAAAGGAAUUCUCUCACCACAUUUUUCAGGGACUCAAGAAAGCAAAAUUUCAUCAGAAUAGAUUUGAGAAAACAAUAUCCAAUCAGGUGGAUUUGAUUCACUUAUUCAUUUUAUAGUUGCAUUUUCAAAUUUGAAGAAUUUUGCAUUAUUCCUAGUUUUUAAUUUGGACUGAAUAUAGUCCUAAGAGAUCUGAAAAAUAGAUAUAUUUUGAAGAUUGGCUUAUACAUUCAUAGGAAACCCAGGAAGUGAGUAGACACUAAAUCCUAGAGAUAAUGAAGUUUUCUAACUGAAACAGCUUGUUUUCUUAGUAAAUUCAGACUGACAAUGGAAAGCAAAAUAAACUGAAACGUCAGAAUUGAGAGAGCCGUCUAGAGAAUUCCAGCAUCCCACUUGUCAGCUGGUAGAGUCUAUUUGUGGCCGUGUUCCACGCCUGCAGGAGAAGAAAGCGGUGACCACACUCAAUCUAAAAUGGAGGAAUCCACAAUCAGCUAGAUCCAGCUCUGCAAAACAGCAGAGAUCAGCCAUAUACACACAACCUGAGCUAUGAAAAACAUGAACAAUGUAUCAGAAUUCAUCCUGCUGGGCCUCACUCACAAUCCAGAACUGCAGAAACUCUUGUUUAUUAUGUUUUUAAUCACCUACUUGAUCACACUGGCAGGUAACCUGCUCAUCUCAGUCAUCAUCUUCAUCAGCCCAGCCCUGGAUUCCCCCAUGUACUUUUUUCUGUCCUGUUUGUCCAUUAGAGAUGUUUUCUACUCUUCUUCCAUAGCCCCUAAAAUGAUCUUUGACUUGAUCUCUGAAAAGAACACCAUAUCCUUCAAUGGCUGCAUGACUCAGCUCUUCGCAGAACAUUUCUUUGCGGCAGCUGAGAUCAUCUUAUUAAGUGUCAUGGCCUACGACCGCUAUGUGGCCAUCUGUAAGCCCUUGCACUAUGCAACCAUCAUGAGUCACCCUAUGUGUGGAUUCCUGAUGGGGGUGGCUGGGAUUCUGGGAUUUGUGCAUGGAGGGAUCCAGACUUUGUUCAUAGCCCAGUUACCAUUCUGUGGCCCCAAUGUCAUCGACCACUUUAUGUGUGAUUUAGUACCUCUUCUAGAGCUGGCCUGCACAGACACUCACACCUUGGGGCCUCUGAUAGCUGCCAACAGUGGAUCAUUGUGUUUCCUCAUUUUUUCCAUGCUGGUUGCUUCCCAUGUCAUCAUCCUGUGCUCCCUAAGGACUCAUAUCUCUGAAGGGCGUCACAAAGCUCUGUCUAGUUGUACCUCUCAUCUCUUUGUUGUCAUCUUAUUCUUUGUCCCUUGUUCAUACCUGUAUCUAAGACCUCUAACCUCCUUCCCCACUGACAAAGCUGUGACUGUGUUUUGCACCCUAUUUACACCUAUGUUGAACCCUUUAAUCUACACCCUCAAAAAUAAGGAAGUGAAAAAUGUCAUUGAGAAGCUCUGGAAGCCAUAAUGAAAACUGAUAAUAAAUAAAUCUUAUGACACAAACAUUUAGGCAACAAUAUCUGGUGAUAUUUUAUAGAGAGUUAUUCUAUUUCUUGAUCGAUUAAACUUGGGACAGUCAAUUAUCUUAUCCUGUCUCCAUCAAUUUUUAUUAGGAGGACAUAUAGUAGGCUGCGCUGACAUAUUCAUUA
Messenger RNA from Macaca mulatta (Rhesus monkey), 1746 nucleotides. Lineage: Eukaryota; Metazoa; Chordata; Mammalia; Primates; Cercopithecidae. The record is from RefSeq and is a predicted model, not a curated record.